AUUAGCGAGUUAUUGAAAGUUAUAUCCUAUUUUUAUUUCAUUUUAUUUUUUAAUAAAAAUCAUAAACAGCCCUUCGACUUCGAGUACCUUAUUUAGUUUAGCUUACAUUUUCAUUUUGAAUUUGAUAGUAACUAGUAAGAAAUGUCUUCACCCCAUAGUUUAGUUUUUGGUCACUAGGUGGCAGAGAAAACAGAAAAACAACAGAAUCACUAAAUCAGACCCUUACUUCUAUUUUGCUGUUAGACUGUCAGUCAGUUACUAAGUUUACUUAUGCAAGUUUGAUGAUUGUGUGUGCACUCUGCAAUUUGAAAUAAGAAAAGUGAAGCGGGUUGAAUCAGGCUCUACUUAGUAUCCACGAUUGUCGAGGGUAAAAUAAAUUAUCCGCCCAUCGUCGAUAUUUCGUUACGAUUGACCAGUUGUUUCAUUCCAUUAGGAACCAGAAAUGGAUGUUGCAGUAAAAUUAGAAAUGUGUCGUCUAACAACUCAAAACCAAACAAAUGUCCCAUUGGAUCUUACCUUCCAUGACAUUGGUUACACUGUUGGCAAGGGAAAAAAUGUCAAAAACAUUUUACAUCAAAUGAACGGGACCUUCAAGUCCGGCCAACUUACGGCUAUUCUAGGACCGUCUGGAGCGGGAAAAUCUUCUUUGAUGAAUAUUUUAGCCGGUUUCAAGGCUAUUGGAGUAGAUGGACGAGUCAAUCUGAAUGGUGUCGAAAGGAAUUUAAAAAUGUUCCGUAAACAAUCGGCUUACAUUGAACAAUACGAUCAUCUAUUACAAAAUUUAACGGUUGGAGAGUACAUGAAUGCUGCUGCUCAUCUGAAACUAGGGAAUGGGGUGUCUCAAGUAGAAAAGAAGUCAAAUAUAGAACUGGUUAUGAAGACAUUAGGACUAUCAAACAACGAACAUACUCGAAUUUCCCGCUUGUCUGGAGGUCAAUGCAAAAGGCUUUCUAUCGGAGUGGAAUUAUUUGACAAUCCUGCUAUUUUAUUUCUGGAUGAACCAACCAGCGGACUGGAUAGCUCGUCAACUCUGCAAUGUGUGGCCUUACUUCGUGAAAUAGCCAGAAGCGGUCGAACUGUCGUGGCGACCAUUCAUCAGCCAAGCUCACGAUUAUUAGACCAUUUUGAUCACCUAUACAUCGUGGCAAGUGGAUCUUGUAUCUACCAAGGACCUCCUGGAUCCUUAGUACCUUAUCUAAAGACAGUCAACCUAAACUGUCCCAGUUAUACUAAUCCAGCCGAUUUUGUAUUAGAUGUGGCCUCAGGAGAAUACGGGGACGUUCUACCUCAGUUAACAUCUGGAAUCAAGAAUGGUCUCAUCAUUUACGAAGAUCCUUCAAUUUCUCCGCUUGCCACGCCUUCCCAUAACAUACAAGGUGACGUGUGUGAGGAUGAGAACAAAGAUGACGUUGAAAAGAUGAAGAAUAGGGAAAAUCGUCUGACAUAUGCCACACCAUUCCAUACUCAAGUGUCUGUGCUGCUAGAACGAACUUGGCGAUCAAUUUGGAGAGAGAAGAUGCUGACUCAGGUGCGCUUAACUACUCACAUUCUUUUCGGUAUCUUCUUCGGACUGCUGUAUCAGGCAGUUGGAAAUGACGCUGCAUUCACUCUCAACAACGCUGGAAUGCUUUACUUUAAUCUAAUUUUUAUUGUAUUCACUUCUGUGAUGCCAACUGUCGUCACUUUUCCGCUGGAGAGGAAAGUGCUAAUUCGAGAGCAUUUGAAUAAUUGGUACAGCCUCAAAGCGUAUUAUCUUGCCAAAUUGCUGGCUGACAUCCCGUUCCAGAUUAUUUUUCCUACCGUCUAUUUGGUGAUUGUCUAUUUCAUGACUGGCCAACCACUAAGCUUACAACGUUUCAGUAUGCUCCUGUGCAUCACGAUCUUUACAUCUCUGGUAGGGCAAGGAAUUGGGCUGGUUGUUGGCGCUGUUUUUGAUAUCCAAUCGGCUGCCUUCAUGGCACCAACAUUCGCCAUUCCUUUUCUGCUUUUCGCCGGUUUCUUCAUCAAUUUUAAAUCCAUUCCAUCUUAUAUGAAUUGGAUGACUUAUGUGAGUUUCUUUCGCUACGGUUUCGAAGGAUCCAUGUUAGCCAUCUACGAUUACGACCGCCCACCUCUCGAUUGUUCUGAACCUUACUGCCAUUUUCGUUUUCCUCAGAAAUUUCUAGAGAAAUUUGACAUGGCUCACAGUUCCUAUUCAAUCUGCGUUGUUGGAAUGCUGGUUUACUUUGUCGUAAUGCGGGUCGCUGGUUAUUUUCUCUUGCGUUUUAAGGUGAAAAGUGUUCGGUGAACGAUUGGUGACCUUUAUCCUUACGGACGUAUUGCAUCAUGAUUCAUGAUGGAUUCCGUCAAUUCACUACAGAGCUUUUUAACCCUAAUCUUUCCUAAGGUAUAUCUGAUUCCCGCAUUCUUCAUGAGUAACCAACGCUUCAGUAUGCUACUAGUCAUUAUAAUCACAAUGUCCAUGGUCGGACAAGGCAUCGGACGGCUUUUCGGUGCCGCGUUUGACAUCCCAGUAGCCUCCUACUUUGCUCCAAUCAGCUGCAUUCACUUCUUGCUAGUAUCGGGCUUCAUGCUCAAAUUUAACGCUAUUCCAUCUUACUUGAGCUGGAUAACCUACCUCAGUUUCUUACACUACGGUUUAGAAAGAUCUAUGUUAGCCAUCUAUUUAGCCUGAGCGUCCGCCGCUCAGUUGCUUUCAAUCGUAUUGCCAUUUUCGAUAUCCCGUCAAGUUUUUGGAGCAAUUCGACUUGACUCAAAAGUUCCAACUUCUUGGCUAUAGUUGGAAUGCUGAUGUGUUUUAUCGUGGUACGAUUGGCUGGCUAUUUCGCGUUGCUUUUCAAAUUGCGGCACAUACGUUGAGCCGUUAUUCCUUUAUUCUACUUUUUCACCCUUCAUUCAUUUGUGUAAUAAUUCAGUUCGUUGAACAAUCCAUCCCUUGUUAAUCAACAAAAACAACUAAAAUGAAGAACAGAAUACAAAAUUCUAUUGAA
This is a messenger RNA of Daphnia pulex (common water flea), 2990 nucleotides long. Its product is annotated as ATP-binding cassette subfamily G member 4-like. The coding region runs from base 443 to 2287 and encodes 614 amino acids. Lineage: Eukaryota; Metazoa; Arthropoda; Branchiopoda; Diplostraca; Daphniidae. The record is from RefSeq and is a predicted model, not a curated record. The transcript has 11 exons. Gene Ontology annotation, molecular function: ATP binding; ABC-type transporter activity; ATP hydrolysis activity. Gene Ontology annotation, cellular component: plasma membrane.